UUGCAGGUGCUGGGUCGCUGGUCGUAUAUGUAGUCUCAGAGAGCGAUCAUACUGACACGGUCAGCCUGGGUUGAUACGCUGGAAACGAAGAUCACCUCCCAGGCCGAUGUCAUUCACGUUGAUAAUGUCGACGCAAUACCCGAUGACGGACAACCAGGCCCUCCGACCCCAGUAGUACCUUUGGAAACAGGCGCAAAGUGCGUCAUUCCCUUCACCCACCGCAACAAGACAUACUUGCUCCCAGCUAUGAUUCUCGCCCUUUCUCUUGAUCAAGUGCCGCCUCAUGGCACUUUGCUGCUCCUCACUCCCAUGACAAAUGGGACCCGCCCAUGCCCGUACUUCCUAGAAGGCCGUUGCCGCAGCUCGAAAUGCGGUCGGUCCCACGGUAUUUCCAUGGACGCCUCACUUCUGCUGCCUUACGAGCUUCUGGAUGGAGCAAACAUCAGGGAGACAUCGCAGGUACUGGCGCACUAUCAGGAUCUGUAUUUUCCGGCGAAAGUCGUUGCCGUUGAUCCGGGGAAGGGGUUCUGGGUGAAGUUUGAUGGGUAUGGUGAUGACAAGAGUCUGGUGGCGUAUGAUCAGAUCAUUCCAAUGAUCAUCAUCGAGUCGGGAGACGGCGCUGGCGGUGGAGGUGGGGAUGACACAGGGAUAAUUGAGGUUCACAGUAAUGGCGAUGCAUCUGAGGGGGUUUCGUCGGAAUCUGGCUCUGACUCUAAGUCUGGAGAUGAGGACGAUACUGGAUCGGACUCGGAUAGCGAGGCGGAACCCAUGACAUUUCGCUACGACGAUGGAGAGCUUAUGGGCGCGUGGGAGGUUCACACGAAAGGGAUAGGCGCCAGGCUACUUGCGAAAAUGGGCUAUGAGCCGGGGAAAGGGCUGGGCAAGGACGCACAAGGGAUGAUUCGACCUGUGGAAGUUUCGAUAAGCCUUCCAGGCAAAGGCUUGGGAUUUGAGAGGUCGAGCGGCGCUGAACACUCCCACCAUCAUCGAAGAAAAAGACCACGCGACGCUGAAGGCGCAGAGCAUAAGAAGCGGAAACACAAGCGGCGGAAGGGCCAUGCUUCAGCCACCCUCAACAAUCGUAUAGGGCCACCCGAGAGUCAACGGACGGAAGCUACAACCGAUGUUUUCGAUUUCAUCAACACGUCGCUCAACAAGCGUCCACCGCCGGCCAGUUCAUCGCAGUCUCAGCAACAACCUUCCACAGCCUCACCGCGCACCAAAACCACCGCCUCACAACCGUCUCCAUCUCAGUCUGUAAACAACCACGUCCAAAUCCUCCAACUGCAAUCCAAGUCCGCGCAAAUACAAAAAGAGCUUGCGCGAGCUCGUGUGGCGCUUGCCAGAAACGCAAAAGACAAGAAGGUGUCAGCGGCCUAUACGGAGCGGAUACGUAAUUUGGAACAGAGGUUGGGUGAAACUCGGGCUAAGGAAGGGAGGUUGCAGGGUGCGGUGGAUGGAGAGAAGCGUAAGAAGAGAAUGGUCAAGUUUUGAGCUUCUAUGUAUAAGGGUUGUCAUCUAUCUGGAAUCCAGAUCGCCUACACGGUCUCCCGGCAAGGCAGGC
Fimicolochytrium jonesii is the source of this 1564-nucleotide messenger RNA. Its product is annotated as G-patch domain-containing protein. Lineage: Eukaryota; Fungi; Chytridiomycota; Chytridiomycetes; Spizellomycetales; Powellomycetaceae. The coding region runs from base 247 to 1494 and encodes 415 amino acids. The transcript has 2 exons. Gene Ontology annotation, biological process: regulation of transcription by RNA polymerase II; negative regulation of DNA-templated transcription. The record is from RefSeq and is a predicted model, not a curated record. Gene Ontology annotation, cellular component: nucleus. Gene Ontology annotation, molecular function: RNA polymerase II cis-regulatory region sequence-specific DNA binding; metal ion binding; DNA-binding transcription factor activity, RNA polymerase II-specific.